This is a messenger RNA of Contarinia nasturtii (swede midge), 767 nucleotides long. Its product is annotated as histone H3-like. The transcript is spliced from 3 exons. Gene Ontology annotation, cellular component: nucleosome. Gene Ontology annotation, molecular function: DNA binding; structural constituent of chromatin; protein heterodimerization activity. The record is from RefSeq and is a predicted model, not a curated record. Bases 163 to 348 code for a protein of 61 amino acids. NCBI's taxonomy places the organism in Eukaryota, Metazoa, Arthropoda, Insecta, Diptera, Cecidomyiidae.
UUGAGUUUCUCUCAUUUUAUGUUCUCAGUUCAUAGCGUAAACAGCAAAGAACUCGUGUUCAUCCCGCGUAAAUAAACACUAUUGUUGACAACAGACCAAACGUGUGUGUGCGUCAUAAUCCCGCGAAACAGUAAUACAUUUUUCCAAAAGACAUAGUUGACAAUGGCUCGUACCAAGCAGACAGCUCGUAAAUCUACUGGAGGAAAGGCUCCACGUAAGGAAGCAUCCGAAGCAUACUUGGUUGGUUUGUUUGAAGACACCAAUUUGUGUGCCAUCCACGCCAAACGGGUCACCAUCAUGCCGAAGGACAUCCAACUCGCUCGUCGUAUCCGAGGCGAACGUGCUUAAGCGAACAACAUCAAUUUUUCAUUACUCUUAACAUUACAUCAUAUUAAUACGAUAGCUGUAUUGACACUCUGUGUAGUAAUUUUUUUUUUCAAGUAUAAUUCAGUUUAUUGUACUGUUUACAUCUUUUAAUUUUCUGUCCACACCCAACCAAAACACUUGGUUUUCGUAUAUAAUUCAUUCCAGUGAAUUCAAAACGAGAGCAAAUUCAUUUGAUUAACAAGAUUUAAUUUUAUUCAUUUAAUUUUUUUAACAACAACAAAGAAUAUCAUCAUCACAAACGGUGAAGAAAUAAAAAAUAAAACAUACACAUACAAUGUUGGGAUGAAAAUCAUUACAAAAUGAAAAUGUUUCUUACAAAUUAGAUGUGAAUUUUGAGUUAAAAUCAACAAAUCCGAAAGUAAAAUAUUAAUCAGAAAUGA